Messenger RNA from Oxyura jamaicensis (ruddy duck), 2276 nucleotides. It is a transcript of the gene SMARCB1, whose product is annotated as SWI/SNF related, matrix associated, actin dependent regulator of chromatin, subfamily b, member 1. Gene Ontology annotation, cellular component: nucleus; nuclear chromosome. The record is from RefSeq and is a predicted model, not a curated record. NCBI's taxonomy places the organism in Eukaryota, Metazoa, Chordata, Aves, Anseriformes, Anatidae. The transcript is spliced from 10 exons. Gene Ontology annotation, biological process: chromatin remodeling; regulation of transcription by RNA polymerase II. Gene Ontology annotation, molecular function: transcription coregulator activity. Bases 99 to 1259 code for a protein of 386 amino acids.
CCGAGCCCGAGUAGGCCGCGGCGCUGCCCCCGCUCGCUGCGCUCCGCCGCCGGCCCCUCAGCCCCCUCCAGGCCGCCGGGGCCGCCCCCGCCGCCGCGAUGAUGAUGAUGGCGCUGAGCAAAACGUUCGGGCAGAAGCCCGUCAAGUUCCAGCUGGAGGAGGACGGCGAGUUCUACAUGAUCGGCUCCGAGGUGGGGAAUUACCUGCGUAUGUUUCGGGGUUCCCUGUACAAGAGAUACCCUUCACUCUGGAGACGACUCGCCACUGUGGAAGAAAGGAAGAAGAUAGUGGCAUCUUCACAUGAAAACCAGCGGUCUCACAGUCCCAGGAGAUAUCAUGGCUAUACAACAUUAGCCACUAGUGUGACGCUGUUAAAGGCCUCUGAAGUGGAAGAGAUCCUGGAUGGAAAUGAUGAGAAGUACAAGGCAGUGUCUAUCAGCACAGAACCUCCCACCUACCUCAGAGAACAGAAGGCAAAGAGGAACAACCAGUGGGUGCCGACUUUGCCCAACAGCUCUCAUCACCUGGAUGCGGUGCCGUGCUCAACAACAAUUAACAGAAAUCGCAUGGGCAGGGAUAAGAAGAGGACUUUCCCUCUGUGCUUUGAUGACCAUGACCCAGCAGUCAUCCAUGAGAAUGCAUCCCAGCCGGAGGUUCUGGUUCCAAUCAGGCUCGAUAUGGAAAUUGAUGGGCAGAAACUCAGAGAUGCGUUUACAUGGAACAUGAAUGAAAAGCUCAUGACCCCAGAAAUGUUCUCUGAGAUUCUUUGUGAUGACCUGGAUUUGAAUCCUCUGACGUUUGUCCCUGCUAUUGCCUCUGCCAUCCGACAACAGAUCGAGUCAUACCCAACGGACAGUAUUCUAGAAGAUCAGUCAGACCAACGAGUUAUUAUUAAGCUAAACAUCCACGUAGGGAACAUCUCCCUUGUAGACCAGUUCGAAUGGGACAUGUCGGAGAAGGAGAAUUCACCAGAGAAGUUUGCCUUGAAGCUGUGCUCAGAGCUUGGUCUGGGUGGGGAGUUUGUCACUACUAUUGCCUACAGCAUCCGAGGACAGCUGAGUUGGCAUCAGAAGACAUACGCCUUCAGUGAGAACCCUUUGCCGACUGUGGAAAUCGCAAUUCGCAACACGGGGGAUGCUGACCAGUGGUGCCCUCUUCUGGAAACCCUCACAGAUGCUGAGAUGGAGAAGAAGAUCAGAGACCAGGACAGAAAUACAAGGCGCAUGAGACGUUUGGCCAAUACUGCUCCAGCCUGGUAAACCUCCUGUUGUGACACUGGUGCUCUUCCUACAGACUUUAUCCGUAUUCCUCUCCCCAGAUGGAUCUAGGAUUGGCAGGGGUCUUUCUGUCCCUGACGGGGACACACAUUCCACUUGCCAAGAGUUCCCAGUACUGCUGACUUCUGCCCCCAUCCCCUUCACCUAAAUGCCACGUACCAGGAACGCUGCAUUAGCACAUGAUCUAGCUGAGACCUGUGGCAGCUGUUGGAGCCCUUAUAUACCUGUGUGUGGACAGUGUAAAGAUUCUUUUGUAUAGGUGCAACAUGCACUAUUAGGACAACUUUUUAAAUAAAAGGAAUGCAUACUGCUAGAUUGAGUUCAGUAAGUUUUAAAUGAGUGGUGAUCUCACACUGGUUUUGUCCUAUUAUGGCAACUGAGCAGGCCCAGGGCCUAAUAAUAGUGCUGAACACCCCUGUGCAUGCAGUUCUCCUAAAGCAUGGAGGAAACUUUUUUUUUUCGACAGGUAAAACAGCCUGAAGUGUUCUUGCUGCAGGGAUGAAGUGAUAAUGAGGCUUGGAAGAUACAAGUGACUCUAAAGGUUGGGUCUAAGCUGUUGCCCUACUUGGUACAGCCUGCAGUGAACUCAAGCAUCCAGCUGGCUUACUUGGCAAUGAUAGAACAGUUUGUGACUCUGGUUAAGGUAACAUUAAUUUGUCAGACGUUAGCCUGGUGGAAUGUGAUGUUUCCAACCCUUUUUUCUGUGAGAACUGCAGCUGGGAGACAGUGUCUCUGAACUCGUCCACAAGUUAAAGACCAACCAAAGACUCACCAACCGAGACCGCAGCUUCUCUUCAACAAGUGGCUUUGCUGUGGUCACUAGCAACCCACGUAGCUGCCAGCUAGAGCACACAGUAUCCAAAACAAAGUGCAUGGUCUUGAAUACCCUUAGGACUGCAGGGUCAGGAUUUUGCAACCCUAGAACAGCCUGUUUCCCUGGAGAGCUUAAAACAAAAUUCAUUGAACUUAAAAAAAAAAAAAAUCAAGCUUGCUUAAGAA